UAAAUAAAUCGUUUUGUCGAAGCUUCUUCCGUCAGCUCGAAGCAUUUUUUUUUUAGUUUAUUGAAGUCAUUUUGAAGCAACAGAUCGUAUACAACACAAGUGAAUAUAUAUACAUAUAUAAUAAAAUAAUGGCUUAUUCGAAUCGUGGAUUUGAUUUUUAUCUGCCAUCGGGCGGCUGGUGCAAUCCAAAGGAUGACAUGUACUUUCGCCGCAGUGUCGAGUGGGUGCCCGUGCGGAGCGCUGGAAUUGGACGCUCCUUUGCGAUUAACAACGGCGUUAUAUAUCCACGUGUGAUUGGCAUGUUGCCGCGCUACGGUGGACAUGUGCCCGGCGAGAUAUAUAACGUGGGGCACUCCUUUGGGCGUUCCACCGUCGACGCCAAACGCUGGCUGGCCCUGCAUCAUGAGUAAAACUCUAAGCAAAAUAUAAAACAAAAAUUGCAAGCUGCAUAGGCACGUUAAAAAUUCUAUAAAGUAUUUUACAAAAUUAAAUAAAACACAAGUUAGCUAAAA
Messenger RNA from Drosophila montana, 512 nucleotides. RefSeq names its product CIMIP2 protein CG18335. The transcript has 2 exons. NCBI's taxonomy places the organism in Eukaryota, Metazoa, Arthropoda, Insecta, Diptera, Drosophilidae. The record is from RefSeq and is a predicted model, not a curated record. The coding region runs from base 129 to 410 and encodes 93 amino acids.